AUGGCGGCCGGGGUCGAGGCGGAGGCCAAAGUGGCAGCGAUGGAGCCCAAAAUGGAGGGGGAGAGCGGUGCGCCCGGCGCAAAGCGCAACGGAGUUCCGGGUCCGAAAGGUGAAGGAGAACGACCUACUCAGAAUGAGAAGAGAAAGGAGAAAAACAUAAAAAGAGGGGGCAAUCGCUUUGAGCCAUAUGCCAAUCCAACCAAACAAUACAGAGCCUUCAUUACAAACAUACCUUUUGAUGUGAAAUGGCAGUCACUUAAAGACCUGGUUAAAGAAAAAGUUGGUGAGGUAACUUACGUGAAGCUCUUAAUGGACGUUGAAGGAAAGUCAAGGGGAUGUGCCGUUGUUGAAUUCAAGAUGGAAGAGAGCAUGAAAAAAGCUGCCGAAGUUCUAAACAAGCAUAGUCUGAGUGGAAGACCACUGAAAGUCAAAGAAGAUCCUGAUGGUGAACAUGCCAGGAGAGCAAUGCAAAAGGCUGGAAGACUUGGAAGCACAGUAUUUGUAGCAAAUCUGGAUUAUAAAGUUGGCUGGAAGAAACUGAAGGAAGUUUUUAGUAUGGCUGGUGUGGUGGUCCGGGCAGACAUUCUUGAGGAUAAAGAUGGAAAAAGUCAUGGAAUAGGCACUGUUACUUUUGAACAGUCCAUUGAAGCUGUGCAAGCUAUAUCUAUGUUUAAUGGACAACUGCUAUUUGAUAGACCAAUGCACGUGAAAAUGGAUGAGAGGGCCUUACCAAAGGGAGAUUUUUUCCCCCCUGAGCAUCCACAACAACUUCCCCAUGGACUUGGUGGUAUUGGCAUGGGGUUAGGACCAGGAGGGCAGCCUAUUGAUGCCAAUCACCUAAAUAAAGGCAUUGGCAUGGGAAACAUAGGACCUGCAGGAAUGGGAAUGGAAGGCAUAGGAUUUGGAAUAAAUAAAAUGGGAGGCAUGGAGGGUCCCUUUGGUGGUGGUAUGGAAAACAUGGGUCGAUUUGGAUCUGGGAUGAACAUGGGCAGAAUAAACGGUGGAGGUGGAGGCAGUGUCCCUGGGAUCGAGAGGAUGGACCCCCGCAUUGACCGCAUUGGGGGUACUGGCAUGGAGCACAUGGGCGCAGGCCUGGGCCAUGGCAUGGAUCGUGUGGGCUCUGAAAUUGAGCACAUGGGCCUGGUCAUGGACUGCAUGGGCUCCGUCGAGCGCAUGGGCUCUGGGAUUGAGCGUAUGGGCCCACUGGGCCUCGACCACAUGGCCUCCAGCAUCGAGCGCAUGGGCCAGACCAUGGAGCGCAUUGGGUCUGGCGUGGAGCGCAUGGGUGCCGGCAUGGGCUUUGGCCUGGAGCGCAUGGCUGCACCCAUCGAUCGUGUGGGCCAGACCAUUGAGCGCAUGGGCUCUGGUGUGGAGCGUAUGGGCCCUGCCAUUGAGCGCAUGGUCCUGAGCAUGGAUCGCAUGGUGCCCACAGGCAUAGGGGCUGGCCUGGAGCGAAUGGGCCCUGUGAUGGAUCGCAUGGCCACCGGCCUGGAGCGCAUGGGCGCCAACAACAUGGAGCGCAUGGGCCUGGAGCGAAUGGGUGCCAAGAGCCUGGAGCGCAUGGGUCCCGCCAUGGGCCCAGCCCUGGGCGCUGGCAUUGAGCGCAUGGGCCUGGCCAUGGGUGGCGGUGGCAGUGCCAGCUUUGACCGUGCCAUCGAGGUGGAGCGUGGCAACUUUGGAGGAGGCUUCGCAGGUUCCUUUGGUGGAGCUGGAGGCCAUGCUCCUGGGGUGGCCACAAAGGCCUGACAGAUAUUUGUGAGAAAUCUCCCAUUUGGUUUUACAUGGAAGAUGUUAAAGGAUAAAUUCAACGAAUGUGGCCACGUGCUGUAUGCGGACAUCAAGAUGGAGAAUGGGAAGUCCAAGGGGUGUGGUGUGGUUAAGUUUGAAUCUCCAGAGGUGGCUGAGAAAGCCUGCCGGAUGAUGAAUGGGAUGAAGCUGAGUGGCCGAGAGAUUGACGUUCGAAUCGAUAGAAAUGCUUAAGCAGUUGCCUUUUUUAAACAUCGAUACCAGACAUCUGAAUUUGUAUUUUUUCUUGUUAACCAUUUUAAUUUUUUGGCUGGUUGUAUAAAGAUGUUUAAAAAAUUCAGUUGCUUUUUGGGGUAAUUUGAAUUACUUUUUUAAUGACUGGGGUUCCAUUUUACUGUUUGCAUUGAGAUUGCAAUGUGCACAAUUUUUUUUGUAGUUGUGGCAUCUUGUUGACAUCAAAUAUGACUUUGAUAAUAAAUACCAGUUCCUGAAAA
Messenger RNA from Eptesicus fuscus (big brown bat), 2240 nucleotides. Its product is annotated as heterogeneous nuclear ribonucleoprotein M-like. The record is from RefSeq and is a predicted model, not a curated record. NCBI's taxonomy places the organism in Eukaryota, Metazoa, Chordata, Mammalia, Chiroptera, Vespertilionidae. Gene Ontology annotation, cellular component: cytoplasm; nucleus; post-mRNA release spliceosomal complex. Gene Ontology annotation, biological process: alternative mRNA splicing, via spliceosome; regulation of mRNA stability involved in response to oxidative stress. Gene Ontology annotation, molecular function: mRNA binding.